UUUGCCAUUGGACCUUGAACUCUUGGACAGGCUGCCCUCUGUUCCGUAGAGUGACCGGACAACUUCGACAAUAUAAUCAACCAAAGAUACGACUCGAUAUCUGUGGACAAUCUUUAUUGAUAGAAAUCAUUUCCAGACCAGGGACACGGCAGAUAUGGGAGCUAACUGGAGAACUUGCAACAUGCCGGGCAAGAAGCCACCAACGGCGGGCACCAUCUUCUCCACCUUCAUCUUUGGACUCAUCUUCAUCGCCGUGGUACCGGGGCCGACUAACGGUGCAGAAGAAAACAUCCCCCAGGCCCUCCUGCAGAUACUCGCGGACCAGCCAGCCACAGACACUGUAAACACCAACCAGGCUACGGAGGCACGCCUGCUGGACAACGUAGCAUCACAACUGAAGAGUCUGGAAGCGCGUGUACAAGCUCAGGAAGUACUCAUGUUGGACAAGCUGCACAAGCUGGAGCGGGAUAUGGAAGAAGCGAAACUGAAGGCCCUGGAAGCACGUAUAGUGGACAAGCUGGACAAGGACGCCACAGAAGCAAAACAUCAGGCGCUGAAAGGACGCGUGGAUCAGCUGUAUGAAGUAGCCGGAAAACGUAAGGUAGCGUUCUCAGCAUCACGAGGUGACAUCAAAAAAGAUGACAAGUUGGUCUUCGGCAACGUGUACGCCAACACGGGUGGCGCCUACGACAGCAGCACAGGUGUCUUCACAGCCCCCUGCAAGGGGGUCUACUUCUUCACCUUGACCUACCACAAAAAAGAUGGCAACAUAGAUGUUGGCAUGUAUAGGAAGAUGGGCACCCAGGAGAGCAAGUGGAUUAUGGGGGUGAUAAACUACGUCUACAACAACCACCACAGUGGCACCAGCAGCAGGAUCGUAGAACUGGAGCAGGGAGAAAGCGUAUUUGUCAAGCCUUACGGCGACCAUGACAUGGAGACAACUCCUAAUCUGUUCGGAUAUACCGUUUUCAGCGGCUUCCUCAUUGAUCCCAUGUAGAGUCGAAAGUGGGGGGCAUCCAUCCGCCAUAUUAUCGAUACCCGGCAGGGCUGUCACCGUUGCUUUUAAUAACGAUAUUUGAUUCAAGGAUGAUGUUUGUUCAUUGACAACAGUACCAUGGGAAAUGAUUCAGUAACUUUGUAGCCAAAAAUCAUCUUUAAAUGAUUUUUCGGUUGAAUAAAUGAAUAAUGAGUCUACUGUAAAAAAAAAACAAGCAAACAACAAUGAAUGGCGCAUCUUCAUUCAUUCA
Messenger RNA from Doryrhamphus excisus (bluestripe pipefish), 1247 nucleotides. Lineage: Eukaryota; Metazoa; Chordata; Actinopteri; Syngnathiformes; Syngnathidae. The record is from RefSeq and is a predicted model, not a curated record.